Pundamilia nyererei is the source of this 1123-nucleotide messenger RNA. RefSeq names its product protein FAM104A. Lineage: Eukaryota; Metazoa; Chordata; Actinopteri; Cichliformes; Cichlidae. The coding region runs from base 560 to 907 and encodes 115 amino acids. The record is from RefSeq and is a predicted model, not a curated record. The transcript has 3 exons.
UUUGCGCAGGCGCGGUGCCAUGUAAACACAACAGUCGCGGUUGGUUGUGCGUGUUAUCAGUUGCAAGUAUCGUUGGCUAGGUUGAGUUUGAACGCUAGUAAUUUUAUUUCGAUUUAAGAGCGCAAUAGUUCCGAAAGGGAGUAAAAAUUGUACUGCGUGCUGUAGUUAGCUAACAUAUGAUAAGAGGAUUCCCGUUAGCUUGCGGUGACGUUAGCAUUAGCUUUGAACCUAUGAUAAAGCGCUUUAGGACAGGCUUGUUAACUACCUAGCUCGUCAACGCCUGAUCUUUUUUUGUUGUCAAUUAGCGCCACGUCGAUUUUUUUGUGUGGUUUAUCACUCUAACUGAUGUCUUUGGCACUGUGACUGAAAUGGAAAACUGUAUCGCAUUGUUAUUGAGCGUAAUUAGCUAAUCAGGCAAAGUUAGCUAAACUAACAGGCCGUCGACAGACAGGAAACGAGCUCCGUUAACCAGCAAAUAACGACAGCCAACCGGCUCCUCCUGUCUGCUCAGAAGAAAAUAAAAAGAAGAAUCUCACUUAGGUUGCUCAAGUGUUAUCAUAUGUUGACUGAAAGCAGGAAACGGCAGCACAGUGGUGGUGAUGAGGAGAAUAGCCACCUGGUGCCCCAAGCCAAAAGGCCGACCAGAGCACAUCCCAUCUCUCCUGAGCCAGGGCGUGAUGCCUGGGACUCUGAGUCAUCCAACAGUGAGAGCAGCAGCAGCAUCAGCAGUCCUGAACGUGCAGCUGGGAGCUGCGUCAGUCAGUGUGCUCAGGGCCCCUGCAGUCCGCUUAGUGUGGGCAAUUCUUUUGAGCCCACGAACCCAGUGUCCUACCUGCAUAUCAACCGCAUCCUGAAGGAUGCCCACUUCCAAAGCCUUCAAAACCGAGGUCACCUGAGAGACACAUGACGACAUAACGUCCCUCUGUCUGUCGCCAGAGGAUUGAAGCCCUGAGAUGAGUAUGAGGAUCACAUGCUGAGUCACUUCACACAGCUCUUCCCCACCCAUCUCCACUGUGGUAUGUCACAGCUCUAUAGAUGUGUGGAUGGAGACCAGCAUCUGGUCAUGUGUCUGAGGAUGGUUCAUCAUUAAAAUAAAUCAUAAUGAUAAUCAUUUUAGCAAUAA